Molecule: messenger RNA, 1344 nt
Organism: Aspergillus chevalieri
Lineage: Eukaryota; Fungi; Ascomycota; Eurotiomycetes; Eurotiales; Aspergillaceae
Product: putative ribosome associated DnaJ chaperone Zuotin
Exons: 2
Coding region: 1-1344 (447 amino acids)
Biological process (GO): regulation of translational fidelity; 'de novo' cotranslational protein folding
Cellular component (GO): cytosol
Molecular function (GO): Hsp70 protein binding; ribosome binding
Source: RefSeq, a predicted model, not a curated record
AUGGUUGCUGUGCAGACCGUUAACGCUACCCUACCCCUGGUGUCCGGGGGCUGGAGCGCCGAGAAGGACUUCAAGGCCGUUGGUGCUCUGUCCGGCGCUACUCAGAGGAACUUGGAGCCCGUUGGUCCUUAUUUCCUGGCUCACGCUCGCCGUGCUCGUCACGGCCGUACCUUCUCCGAGGAUGAGCGCAUCCAGGCCCAGAACACUGCCAAGAAGACCGAGGACGACCAGGACGACGACAUCUCGGACACCGAGGAUGCCAUGCUGCUCUCCCGCGAAGCCAAGGACUGGAAGAGCCAAGACCACUAUGCUGUCCUGGGUCUUGCCAAGUACCGCUGGCGCGCAACCCCCGACCAGAUCAAGCGUGCCCACCGCAAGAAGGUCCUCCGCCACCACCCCGACAAGAAGGCCGCUAUGGGAGAUCGCGACGAGAACGACCAAUUCUUCAAGUGUAUCCAGAAGGCCGCCGAGCUGCUUCUCGACCCUGUCCGUCGCCGCCAGUUCGACUCCGUUGACGAAGCCGCCGAAGUUGAGCCCCCGACCAAGAAGGAGGCUGCCGCUAAGGGUAAAUUCUUCAAGCUAUGGGGACCUGUUUUCGAGUCUGAGGCUCGUUUCUCCAAGAUUCAGCCUGUGCCUUUGUUCGGUGACGACAACACCACUCAGGAGGAGCUUGAGAACUUUUACAACUUCUGGUACAACUUUGACAGCUGGAGAUCGUUCGAGUACCUCGACGAGGACGUGCCCGAUGACAACGAGAACCGCGACCAGAAGCGUCACAUCGAGAAGAAGAACGCCAACGCCCGCCGUAAGCGCAAGACCGAGGACACUACCCGUCUCCGUAAGAUCCUAGACGACGCUUCGAGCCAGGACGAGCGUAUCAAGAAGUUCCGCCAGCAGGCCCGUGCCGGCAAGGACAAGAAGCGUCUUGAGAAGGAGGCCGAGGCCAAGCGUCUGGCCGAGGAAAAGGAGAAGGCUCGUCUUGAGGAAGAGCAGCGCAAGAAGGACGCCGAAGAGGCCGCCAAGGCUGACCGUGAGAAGAACAAGAAGGCCAAGGAGGCCGCCAAGAACGCUGCUAAGAAGAACAAGCGUGUUGUUAAGGCCUCCGUCAAGGAUGUCAACUACUUUGCCGAGGGCGAGCCUUCUGCUACCCAGGUUGACUCUGUCUUGACUGACCUUGACCUUAUCAUGGGCAAGCUCGAGGCUGAGGACCUUGCUUCGCUUGCUGAGCGUCUUACUGCUGCUGGCAAGGAUGCUGGCGCUGUCAAGAACGUGUAUGUUGAGGAGGUCAAGAGACUGGUUGGUGCUGGUAAGCUCAAGGAGGGCGAGGCCAAGUCUUUUGCUUAA